ACUUGGAGGCUUUACCAUUAACACAGACAGUCUGGAGACAAAAAAAAAAAGAUGAGACCCCACCCAGGGAGGCGCUGAUAUAGAGAGCCAAUAAACAGGAAAAUGAAACUGAAAGUUAUCACAUCAGCAGAGAAGAGACAAAAGAAAAAUCAGUUGACAAAAGACGUCUCUGCUAUCUGCCACAGAUAAAACACACCAAGAUGCAAUCCCUCAGAGACCAAGAAGCUUUAAUCCUUCAACCUCGUGGGAAUCUCCCGAGGGUGUGUGCCGCAGUGGUGGCUGCCGUGACAACAGGAGGCAUGGUCCUCAUUGGGCCUCAGAGGUUAUUUACUUGGGUCGCGAUGGCAAUACUCAUGGUGACGCUUGGCCCCCUGCUCCACGGGCUGUGUCUCCUCCCAGAGGAGCUGCUGCACCAUUCACGCACGCGGUAUCGAGGCCGAGCGCUGCUCAGCCAGGUGCUGGCGGCCUGCGGGCUGUGGGGGAAGACCCUGCUGGCCGCCGGGCUGGCCGGCCUCUGUCUGUACCUGACAGGACACCAACACAGGGGCCAGUGCUGGGAGCUGCUGGUCCUGGCUCCGGUUCUUUAUGCGCUGUUCAAAAGCCUGGGAGUCGUGGCUCCCUCAGAGGUGGAGGUGUCAGACAUCUGUGAGCAGAGGAAGAUGAACGUAGCCCACGGGCUGGCCUGGUCCUUCUACCUGGGCUACCUGCAGCUCGUACUGCCAUAUCUGGAGAAAUCUAUCGAUGCAUUUCGCGAGACGCAUGAGGCCAGCGGCGUCCUGUGGAGUCGCGGCUCCAGGAAGUUGCUCAUCCUCAUCCCUCUCGACGUCAACAUCUCAAACACCCUGGAGGACCAGGAUAGCAACAUCAAGUUCUACGACAACCUCCCAAACAACCAGCUGGACGUGGCGGGGGUCCGGGGCCGCGUCUACAAGCAUAGUGUCUACAGAGUGCAGGACGAGCAGGGGGCGGUCUACGACUGUGCGGUGGAGUACGCAACACCUCUGCUGACGCUCUACAAGAUGUCACAGACGAGAAGUGCAGGCUUCGGGGAACCUGAGCGCAGACAGCAGGUCCUGCUCUUCUACAGGACGCUGCAGGAUAUCCUGGAGCACUCGCUGGAGUGUCGCAACCGCUACACACUCGUGCUGCUAGAUGAUGACAGCCAGCAUGGCCCUCAUUACCUGUCUGAAGCCAUCCUGAGACACGUGAAGCAGCAGGAGAAGGAGGAGUUCUGCCUCGGGCCCGCUCCUCAACAGGAAACUGAACAGCUAAACUCCAGCACCGCCAGCGCCCCGCCCCUGAACGGGGAGUGGCGCCGCCCCGAGCCCAUGAGCAGGGAGCCCACGCUCAUGAUCAGCCUGGACAGGCCAAAGUCCCUGAAGGACCCUGAGGAAAACAGCUACCCCCAGAACUCAUGAGGUCAAGCACAGGGAGAGCCGGCUGUCCAUCCACGCACAUCCACACAACUUCUCACAAUUAGGAAAAAUUAGCUCAUGAAAUGUUUCAUGCAUCUGAACUUCUAAAAACAUAACUUCACAACAGUAACAACAAAAUAUGCCAAAUAUUUAGGAGGCAGUUUUAAAAACGUACAAUUCUUAUAGGAUAUCAGGCAUUUAAUUUGUAAUUUGCAACUUUAGGUCUAGUAUUAGAUGAGAAGGGGUGUACACUUCAGCCGGGACCAAAACAACAUGAGCCGAAGCAGUUUUGAGUGAGGACAGAACAUGUGUUUGCUGCAAACUUAAAGGGCAAUCUGCCCACAUCAGGAUAAGUUGCUCAUUUAAGCCUCAGAACUGAUGGUGUGAACAGGCUCUCCAUAGACAAACUGAUUUGAACUUCUUGUGUUUGCAAAACGUGUCUGAAAAGGACAGAAAUUGUACAAAUGACUGUCAGUGGACACAGAAGGAGGAGAGUUCACAACCUCUGCUGUUGACACAUGUCUAUUUUGUCAUAAAUAUACAAUUUCAAGCCAAGUUUUAUGAAAGCAGAGGCCAUUUACAAUUAAAUCUGACCUGGGAAGCUUGCCUCCUCGGUUAUUAAUUACUUCAGUUAUCACUGUUUUGGUCCCUAACAAAAGUGAAUGUUCUUUAUCAUAGGUGAUAGAUGGUCGUCUGAAGUCUAGACUUUUCUCUUAAAUCUGUUUAUUUAAGUUAUGCAUACAUUUUGAUCUGUUUCAUUUUUCAACUGACAAUGAAAGUUAAUAUAACAGUAAAAAUGACGGUUAGUCAUUUUUUUAUUCUUGCGUUAAUUUCAGAUCCGCCUACAAAAUCAUUUUGUAUCAAUUUGUAUUAGAACAAUAAUGUCUGUGAAGAAACCCUUCCCUUGCGUGGACGUCGUACAUCUAACAGCUGUCAGCUAACAGGACCGCUGUAGCCGUCCGAGGAAUAACUAUUUUAUUUUAAUAUGUUCAAAACUUCCGAAAACAUCAAAUGCACACCCCUCCACUGUCAAAGGUGAGGUGUAUGUUAGCAGAAAAUUCAAUUAGAUCAAUUUUGUUACUCAAUUAUUCCCCAAAGAGAAGUUAUGUUGCUUCUGUAAACGGUCAUUUAUAUAAAGCUGCUACAAACAGCAG
Cololabis saira (Pacific saury) is the source of this 2569-nucleotide messenger RNA. RefSeq names its product stimulator of interferon response cGAMP interactor 1 (gene sting1). Gene Ontology annotation, molecular function: 2',3'-cyclic GMP-AMP binding; cyclic-di-GMP binding. Bases 201 to 1418 code for a protein of 405 amino acids. Lineage: Eukaryota; Metazoa; Chordata; Actinopteri; Beloniformes; Belonidae. Gene Ontology annotation, biological process: positive regulation of type I interferon production; defense response to virus; innate immune response. Gene Ontology annotation, cellular component: endoplasmic reticulum membrane; autophagosome. The record is from RefSeq and is a predicted model, not a curated record. The transcript has 7 exons.